CUUAUCAUCACUCGCUACUCUCUACUCUCUCUCCUCUGCAGAUCAGAUCUCAAUCCCGCUUUUCCCCAGACCGACGAAUCAAAUGGCUAAAGAUCCCGUUCGCGUUCUCGUCACCGGCGCCGCAGGCCAAAUUGGAUAUGCUCUUGUACCCAUGAUUGCCAGAGGAGUGAUGUUGGGACCUGAUCAGCCAGUGAUCCUUCACAUGCUGGAUAUUCCACCUGCUGCUGAGGCACUCAAUGGAGUUAAAAUGGAGCUGGUUGAUGCUGCUUUUCCUUUAUUAAAAGGGGUUGUUGCUACAACUGAUGUUGCUGAGGCAUGUGCUGGUGUCAGUGUUGCUGUAAUGGUUGGCGGAUUCCCAAGGAAAGAAGGAAUGGAAAGAAAAGAUGUGAUGACAAAGAACGUUUCUAUCUACAAGUCUCAAGCUUCUGCUCUUGAGCAGCAUGCUGCCCCUAACUGCAAGGUUUUGGUUGUUGCUAACCCUGCCAACACGAAUGCAUUGAUCCUGAAGGAGUUUGCACCAUCAAUUCCUGCAAAAAACAUUACUUGUUUGACAAGAUUGGACCACAACAGGGCCCUUGGUCAAAUCUCAGAAAGAUUGGGUGUUCAAGUUAGUGAUGUUAAAAAUGCCAUUAUCUGGGGAAAUCACUCCUCAACACAGUAUCCUGAUGUCAACCACGCAACUGUUAAAACAUCAGCUGGAGAAAAGCCUGUUCGUCAGCUUGUAGCUGAUGAUGCCUGGUUGAAUGGAGAGUUCAUAACCACAGUCCAGCAGCGUGGUGCUGCAAUUAUCAAGGCUAGGAAGCUCUCAAGUGCACUCUCUGCUGCUAGUGCUGCUUGUGACCACAUCCGUGAUUGGGUCCUUGGAACUCCUGAGGGCACAUGGGUUUCUAUGGGUGUAUACUCUGAUGGCUCCUACAAUGUGCCUGCUGGGCUUAUAUAUUCCUUCCCAGUAAACUGUAAGAAUGGAGAAUGGUCUAUUGUUCAAGGACUUUCAAUUGAUGAGUUCUCAAGGAAGAAGAUGGAUGCGACGGCUGCAGAGCUCUCUGAGGAGAAAGAUUUGGCAUAUUCAUGUUUGUCAUAAAUUUGCCCAUUAGAUACAUAGGGAUGUGAUAGCUUCGCUGUCCCGGGGUUCUCGUAGAAGUAGCUACAGUUUUGAAUAAUGCCAUUCUUCAAUCUUGAGGAACGAGUAAUGCAUCUGCUUACUCGUGAUACGCUCUCUUUUAAUUUUUGUGAAAGUUCCUCUGUCAUGUACUUCGUCUCAGAAGAGACUUGAUGAAAUCUUAGACAAGGUUCAUUUUUCAUUAGGAGUUUA
This is a messenger RNA of Coffea eugenioides, 1312 nucleotides long. Its product is annotated as malate dehydrogenase. The coding region runs from base 83 to 1081 and encodes 332 amino acids. The record is from RefSeq and is a predicted model, not a curated record. Gene Ontology annotation, biological process: malate metabolic process; tricarboxylic acid cycle; oxaloacetate metabolic process. Gene Ontology annotation, molecular function: L-malate dehydrogenase (NAD+) activity. Lineage: Eukaryota; Viridiplantae; Streptophyta; Magnoliopsida; Gentianales; Rubiaceae. The transcript is spliced from 7 exons.